Prunus avium (sweet cherry) is the source of this 1368-nucleotide messenger RNA. Its product is annotated as biotin--protein ligase 2. Gene Ontology annotation, cellular component: cytoplasm. The record is from RefSeq and is a predicted model, not a curated record. NCBI's taxonomy places the organism in Eukaryota, Viridiplantae, Streptophyta, Magnoliopsida, Rosales, Rosaceae. Gene Ontology annotation, biological process: protein modification process. Gene Ontology annotation, molecular function: biotin--[biotin carboxyl-carrier protein] ligase activity.
GUGUUCUUGACUUGUCGUUCUUUUCCGUCUCCGAAGCUGAAACCUUUCAAUUCUCGCUGAAAGUUCUGGUCUUUUCAAGUUGAAUGUCCUACGCCUUCACUAGGUCACUAGGGUUUUUCUCCGCACUGAAGAAGGUCAUUUUAUCAACAAAGAAAACGAAUAGCAGCCUCUCUCUACGGGUUGCUGCUUCAGCUAUGGAUGGCAAUUCAAGUUGCGCGUUGGUGUUAUGCGGAAAAUCAUCGGCAGAGAAUGAAACUGCCAAAACGCUGAAGAACAGUGGCGCUCUGAAGCUCACUGACAACACUGAGCUUUCAAUUCUUCUGCACUCUGAAUCGGAAAAACCGAUCAAGGAAGACGCUUUUGGGGUGGAUUCGUUCAUGAACUCUCUCUCAACCAAUCGGUUCGGAAGGUUCCUCCUUUGGUCUCCACGCUUGCCUUCAACGCACGACGUCGUCUCCCAGAAUUUCUGUGAGCUUCCGAUCGGUGCGGUAUGUGUGGCUGAUGUUCAGUACAAAGGGCGAGGCCGGUCGAAGAAUGCGUGGGAAUCUCCCAAGGGUUGCCUUCUUUUUUCCUUUACUUUGCAGAUGGAGGAUGGCCGAGUCGUGCCUCUUAUACAAUACGUGGUGUCUCUUGCUGUCACGGAGGCAAUAAAGGAUGUUUGUGAUAAAAAUGGCUUGCCAUAUGUUGAUGUUAAAAUAAAAUGGCCAAAUGAUCUUUAUUUAAAUGGCCUCAAAGUGGGAGGUAUUUUAUGCACCUCGACAUUUAAAUCGAAGCAGUUCAAUGUCUCUGCUGGUAUAGGUUUGAAUGUUGAUAAUGAGAAACCAACUACAUGCUUGAAUACAUUUCUUAGAGAAUUGUCUGUUACGACAUACCAAUUUAGAAGAGAAGAUAUUCUUGCUGCCUUCUUUGACAAAUUUGAGAAAUUUUAUGAGCUUUUUAUAAAUCAAGGAUUCCAAUCUCUUGAGGAGCUAUACUAUAAGACAUGGCUACACAGCGGACAGAGGGUUAUUGUGCAAGAAAAGAAUGAGGAUCAAGUAGUGGAAAACGUGGUCACUAUUCAGGGUUUGACCUCAUCAGGAUAUCUGUUAGCUAUUGGUGAUGACAACCAGAUGUGUGAACUUCAUCCUGAUGGCAAUAGUUUUGACUUCUUCAAAGGAUUGGUCAGACGAAAGCUUGACUGAAGAAGAUGCCUUGGCACCUUGCAUCAGUGGCUACAAUCUUGCUCUAUCAUGUGCACCACUGAGAAUGUUUUUUCUUUAGUUACUUUUUUCUAUUUUGGUUUUAUUUAUUGUUCUCAGUAUAGAUCUCGAUCAAACUUAGAUCUGUAUUUCUUUGCUUAAUAAUAUCAGAAGUCAUGGAUUACAACCA